AUGAAUAAUUUUAAUAUUGAUAAAAAUAAAAAUCCAACUGUAGAUUCGUUAGUAAAAACUAUGUCUGUAUUAUUAAGAGACAAUAAAUGUAAUUUUAAUUUAGAAGAAAAUGAAGAACAAAGGGAUCAAGAAAAAAAAGAAGAUAAUAAACAAGACAGUAAAAUGAUAAACUGUUUGAUGGAAAAAUUAACAUCAAAAAAAUUUUUAGAAGAAAAAGAAACAAAAAAUAGUUUCUUUUUAGUACACAAUGAAAAUAUGAAAAUAAAAAAAUUAAAGGAGCAUGGACAUUCUGCUUCAUUAAAUGAUGAUUUGAGUCCAUUACAAUAUGAAAGAAUAAAAUAUACUCCAACACUACCAAAGGCAUUAUCAUGCGAAUAUCAAAUAUUAGAAGAAAAUUAUGGAGAUGAUUUUAUUAAUAAAGCUGAUUAUGAAGAAGUAAAGAAUUUUUUAAAAAAUUUAGAUAAAUUACCAAUGUUAAAUGUAAAAGAAACAAAUAAUGGUGAAUUGUUUAAAGGAGGUAAUAUAUUAAAAAUAGGAAUAAUAUUAUCAGGAGGUCCAGCACCAGGAGGUCAUAAUGUCAUAGCUGGAAUUUACGAUUAUGCAAGAAGAUAUAAUGAACAAUCUCAAGUUAUUGGAUUUUUAGGAGGAAUAGAUGGCUUAUAUAGUAAAAAUUACGUUAUAAUUACUGAUAAUAUGAUGAAUCGUUUUAGAAAUUUAGGUGGUUUUAAUAUGCUUUGGUCAGGAAGAGGAAAAGUAAAAAACAAAGAUGAUUUAAUUGCAAUUGAAAAUAUAGUUUCUAAAUUAAAGUUAAAUGGUCUGGUAAUUAUUGGAGGUGAUGGUUCUAAUAGUAAUGCAGCUUUAAUAGCAGAAUACUUUUGUGAAAAAAAAAUUCCUAUCUCUGUUAUAGGAGUACCAAAAACUAUUGAUGGCGAUUUAAAAAGUGAAGCUAUUGAAAUUAGUUUUGGAUUUGAUACAGCUACAAAAACAUAUUCUGAAGUUAUAGGAAAUUUGUGUACAGAUGUAAAAACAGGUCAUAAUGUAUAUCAUGUUGUUAGGGUAAUGGGAAGAUCAGCAUCUCACGUAGUUUUAGAAUGCGCCUUACAAACAAGACCCAAUAUUGUUUUAAUUGGAGAAGAAGUAGAGCAACAAAAUUUAUCUCUUAAAGAUAUUGUUAAGAAUAUUGUUAAUAUUAUUUUAAAAAGAAGGUCGUUAAAUAAAAAUUAUGGAGUUAUAUUAAUACCAGAAGGAUUAAUAGAAUUUGUUCCUGAAAUGAAAGUUUUGAUUGGUGAAUUAAAUAUGAUUUUAAAAGAGGGACCAUUUGAUCCAUCUAAAUUAAAAAAAUCCAAAGAAGUAUGGGAUUUUUUACCUAGUAUCAUUAGAGAACAAUUAUUGAUGGAUAGAGAAUCCACUGGUUAUAUUCAAGUAGGAAAAAUUGCCACAGAAAGGUUAAUAAUAGUCCUUGUAGAAUCUGAACUAGCCAAAAUGAAUGAUAAAAAUAUGAAUAUUCAAUUCAUGUCUCACUAUUUAGGUUAUGAGGGCAGAUGUGCUAUUCCAUCAAAUUUUGACUGUAAUUAUUGUUAUGCUUUAGGAUAUAAUGCAGCAUUAUUAGUAGAUCAUAAAAGAACAGGUUACAUGUCUAUAAUUCAAAACUUAGAAGAUAUAUAUAGCAAUUGGAUACCUGCAGCUAUUCCUUUCUUAAGAAUUAUGCAUGUUAACAAAGAUAACACUGGUAAAGAAUUUCCUGCAGUUAAAAGAUAUUUAGUGGAUCUAAAUAGCCCAUUAUUUAAUGUGUUAAAGGAAGUAAGAAGGUUAUGGUCUCUCUAUGAUUUAUAUAGAUCACCUGGUCCUAUUCAAUUUAAUGGUCAUCUUAGUAAUGCACGUUGUUAUACAGUAAAAAUUCCAACAAAAGAUGUUUUGUUGUGCCAAAACUCCGAUGAUUUGCAGUUAAUUAUAAAUUUAGCUAAUAAAAAUAACAAGGGAAACAAUAAUAAUUCAUUAGAAAAUGAUUUAGUAGAUGGAGAUUUAAAAUCAAAUAAUUCAUUUAAUUUAAAAAAAGAAGAUAAUCUAAACAACGAAGGAAUUUCUAAUGAUAUGAGAAUAGGUACAUCAUAUAAUAAUGAGUUGAAUAUGUCAAUUAAUGAAAAAGGGGUUCCAUUAAACAAUGCAGAAGAAGAUAGUGAGCUUAAUUUUAAUCCUGAUCAAGUGAAUAAAGAUUUCUAUGCAUUACAAUGUUCUAAUUAUAAAUCAUUAGGUUGUAUGUCAGAAUUGCAAACUUCAAGGUUAUAUAAUAAAUUAGAAUUACCAGAGUUAUGUUCUGAUUUAAAAGCAAAAGUAAGAGCAGGAAAACAAUACAUAUCAAAUGAUCCAUAUACACAAAAACAAAUUCUAUCUAAUUAUCCUCAUAUGUCUUAUGAAAAUAAAUUUCAAAUUCAAGAAAUAUUCCAUGAUAAAUAUGCAACCCCUAUAUCGUUUGAGAUUAAGAUAGGAAUUGUAUUUUUAUCGAGACAAGCUCCAGGUGCAAUGAAUGUGUUAUGUGGUCUUUAUAGGCGCUUAAAGUUAUUAAAGGGGGUAUGCAUAGCUUUCUAUGGUUUAUAUGGGUUGUUAAAUAAUAAAUAUGUAAUAAUAGAUGAUGAUAAUAUAGCGAAACACUUAAAUCAAGGAGGUUUAGAAUUAACUGGUAAUUCUCCAGAGCAUUCUCUAUUUGAUAAAGAAAAUAGAAAUAAAGUAUGCGAGACCGUAACUAAAUUGCAAUUAAAUGGAUUGGUUAUGCCUGGUUCUAAUAUUACUAUAACAGAAGCAGCAUUAUUAUCUGAGUAUUUUUUAGAAAAGAAAAUUCCAACUUCUGUUGUUGGCAUUCCUUUGACAGGUUCUAAUAAUUUAAUUCAUGAAUUAAUUGAAACGUGUGUUGGUUUUGAUAGCAGUACUAAGGUUUAUGCCUCAUUAAUAGGAAAUGUAUUAACCGAUGCUGUAAGUAUGCCUAAAUAUUGGCAUUUUAUUCGUUUAAUGGGAAGAUCACCAUCUCAUGAAGUAUUAGAAUGUGCCUUACAAACUCAUCCAAAUAUGGUUAUAAUAUCAGAGGAAUAUGGAGCUGCUGAUAAAACAUUAUGGAGAGUUGUUCAGGAUAUCGCUGAUGUAGUUUGUGCAAGGGCAGAAGUAGGAAAAAAUUACGGUACUAUAUUAAUACCUGAUGCAUUACUUAUGCAUUUACCACAUAUGAAAAUAUUAUUAUCAGAAAUUAGCGAUAUAUUAAAUGAAGCAUCCGAAAAAGGACAGUUAUCUGAAGCUAGAAAUGAAUUGGUGAAUUUAUCAAACACACAAAAUGGGGAAUCAUCUGUAUGGGUUCCAAAGUUGACACCUUGGAGUUUAGCAUUAUUAAAAACGUUUCCGCAGUUUAUAAUUAAAGAAUUGUUACAAGUAGAUUUAAGAUCUAUGCGUUUUGAGCAACUAGAAACAGAACAAUUAUUGUUACAGAUGGUUAAAGAAGAAUUACAUCAGAGAAAACAAAAAGGGAAAUAUUCAGGUAGUUUUAUGGGACUAACUCAUUUUUUUGGAUAUCAAGGUCGUUCUUCUUUACCAUCCGAGUUUGAUUGUAAGUUAGCUUAUUCAUAUGGUCACGCAGCUUCUAUAGUUAUAGAAAGUGGAUUAACAGGAUAUAUAGUUUCUAUAAGAGGUUUAUGUGGAAAUGUAAAGGAUUGGAAGUUAUUUGCUAUUCCUUUUAUUUCUUUAAUGAAAAUAUUACCUAGAGGACAAGAAAACAAAUAUUUAAAAAGUGCAUCUAAAGGUGAUUUACCUGUUAUACCAAGUGCUCCAGUUGAUUUAAACGGAAAAGCAUACAGAAGUUUAAAAAUUGCUUUACAAAAAUGGCAAAUGGAAGAUCGUUUUUGUAAUCCAGGACCUAUACAAUUUGAAGGAAAUGCAUCCAAUUACUAUAACCGAAUUUUAUUUGAAGAACAAUCAGAAUACUUUGAAAUGUUAAGAUACGUUGAAUGCUAUGCAAAUAUCUUAAAAGAUACAUGUCGCUUUGGAGUUUCAGCAGAUUACUUAAAAAAUGUCUUCGUGCAAUUAUGCGGUAUGCUAGUAUUAGCUUAUAAACCGAAUGAUAUUUUAUCAAAUAUGCCUUACAUUGGUAGUAUUGAGGAUUAUUAUGAUUGGGAAAAUCAGAGAAAAAGAAUGAACUAG
Plasmodium gallinaceum is the source of this 4179-nucleotide messenger RNA. RefSeq names its product 6-phosphofructokinase, putative. Gene Ontology annotation, molecular function: diphosphate-fructose-6-phosphate 1-phosphotransferase activity; ATP binding; 6-phosphofructokinase activity. Lineage: Eukaryota; Apicomplexa; Aconoidasida; Haemosporida; Plasmodiidae. The record is from RefSeq and is a predicted model, not a curated record. Bases 1 to 4179 code for a protein of 1392 amino acids. The transcript has a single exon. Gene Ontology annotation, cellular component: 6-phosphofructokinase complex; cytosol. Gene Ontology annotation, biological process: glycolytic process; response to glucose; fructose 6-phosphate metabolic process.